Auxenochlorella protothecoides is the source of this 315-nucleotide messenger RNA. RefSeq lists its product as hypothetical. The transcript has a single exon. Bases 1 to 315 code for a protein of 104 amino acids. The record is from RefSeq and is a predicted model, not a curated record. Lineage: Eukaryota; Viridiplantae; Chlorophyta; Trebouxiophyceae; Chlorellales; Chlorellaceae.
AUGUGGCUGCCAGUUUGGGGUCGUCCUUGGCAGCCACCUCGUGCUGACGGUAGACUGCAUAGCAGAGGUGCGUGGCAUGCAGCCAGGCAUGCAGGUCCGCCAGGCGGGCAAAGGCCGAGGUGUCCCUCUGCCAGGUUGCGACAGCAGCCUGCUCCUUGGCGACGCGGGUGGCCAGCACCUCGGGGUCAAACAGGCCCUCGUCGCUGGCCUCGUGGUAGGACAGCGCAAAGGGGCCGCCGAGAAGGGACCUGGUCGCCAGGCCGUAGGUCGUGUCAAAUAUGGCACGCGCUCGCGGCAUGUGGAAUGCGCUGGUGA